Messenger RNA from Mytilinidion resinicola, 1440 nucleotides. RefSeq names its product P60-like protein. Gene Ontology annotation, molecular function: 5S rRNA binding. The transcript has 3 exons. The coding region runs from base 66 to 1361 and encodes 431 amino acids. Gene Ontology annotation, biological process: ribosomal large subunit assembly; rRNA processing. Gene Ontology annotation, cellular component: nucleolus. The record is from RefSeq and is a predicted model, not a curated record. NCBI's taxonomy places the organism in Eukaryota, Fungi, Ascomycota, Dothideomycetes, Mytilinidiales, Mytilinidiaceae.
AUCAAUAUUCCCCAAACCACAAACACCCCGCAACCUCGACCGGCAAACCGUCCCAUUCCUCUAGAAUGGCUUCUUCAGUUAGCGCUCCGGCGCAGCACAAGCAGCCAUCCCGCAAAGGCAAAAAGGCAUGGCGAAAACAUGUUGACACUACCGAGAUCGAGCAGGGCCUCGACGAUGUGCGAGACGAAGUGAUUUUGGGCGGCGUCAUCUCCGAAAAGCCCUCCUCCGAGCUCUUCUCCCUCGACACCACCGGCUCCGCCGAAAUUCAGAAAACCUACAAAACCGGCAAGCCCCUCAAAGCCGACGAGAUCAUCGCCGCGCGCUCUGCCAUUCCAGCUGUGUCUAUGAGAAAGCGGCCAGCGCCGAGAACUACGGAUGGAAUAAUUGCGCCCGAGGGCAAGAAGCCGCGGAUCAGCAAUAAAGAGUAUGACCGGCUACGAGCGAUUGCGUACGGUGGUGAUCAGGUGCAGAAGGAUGUGGUGAGACUAGAGGGUGCGACGCAUGAUCCUUGGGCUGCGGAAGAGAAAGUGCAGGAUCCGAAGUUCUCGUUUUUAGAGGAGAAGAAGGCGAAGCGGGAGCCCGUUACGCUGAAGCGGGCGCCGGUUUCGCUGGUGGCGAGUGGGAAGGCGGUGCCUGCGGUCAAGAAGCCGGAGGCGGGGAAGAGCUAUAAUCCCAACUUCGAAGACUGGAAGGGUGUGCUGAAGAGGGAGGGCGACAAAGAGGUUGAGGCGGAGAAGAAGCGGCUUCAGAAGGCGGAGAUUGAGAGGGAGAGGCAGGAGAGGAUCAUGGCUAUUGCAGCAGAGCCGGAUCUGGUGUCUGACGAUGGUGAGAGUGCAUGGGAGAGUGAGUGGGAAGGCUUCCAGAGCGAGGUGGAGGAGGACUUGCUCAAGAAGAAACGGCCGGAGAGGAAGACGCAGCCAGAGAGGAACAAGAUGAAGCGCAGAAAAGAGGCAGAAAGGCUGGCCCUACAUGAGGCGAAGUCGAGGGAAAGAGAUCGACAACAUGCCCAGAUCAAGGCAGUUGCGAAAGCCGUGAAGGUCCAGGAGAAGGCAAAAGAAGCCGCUCAGGCAUUGGUAGUCGUGGGAGAGGAUGACUCGUCCGAUGAAGGGGAUGAGGUUUUGAGACGGAAGUCAUUGGGCAAGGCUCGUAUUCCAGAAGCCCCGCUGGAAGUGGUUUUGAGCGACGAGUUGCAAGACUCAUUACGACUCCUCAAGCCUGAGGGCAAUUUGCUCAAGGAUCGAUUCCGCAGCAUGAUGGUCAGAGGAAGAAUUGAGAGCAGGAGGCCAAUUGCCUUCCACAAACAGCGAAAGAUGAAGGCCACCGAAAAGUGGUCGUAUAAGGACUGGAAGCUUCCACAAUAGUGGACUUGAGCGGCGUUACGUCGCGAAUGUAGAGAUUUCAUAGAUAAUCACAAUACAACUACUUGUAUUGAAUGCUGGU